CCGAAUACUGAAGUUAAGCGAAAAAAUAGGUAUGCUUGCAAUUUUUUUUGUAAAGCGGGCAUAAGUUAAAACGUGACUCAAAUAGCGAAUAUAGAUGCAAAUGACUUGUUUUAGCAGUAGACUAAACUAAGCCCUAUAACCCAUUCGGCCCUUGACAGUAUUUUCCAAACAAGAAUCCUUUCUCUAGAUUAAUCCCAAAACCCCAGACCAGUUCACCAUCUUCCUCCUCGUUAUCUUCCUCGCCACAAUACCCAUUUUUCCCUGUCCUUCAUUUCUCUAAUUCAUAAUUAGUCUCUUUAUUUCCUUAUUUAAAUUUAUUAUUUUCUUUCCUUAAUUGUUUUACCAUUUUAUUACUAAGUGUCAUAGCACAAUCUCUUCCCUAAUCACUCAAAAUCAGAAACUAUUUUCUAAAGAACGAAUUUUGGCGGAAGAGUUGGGGACGAAUUUCAUGGAAGAAUCAGUCCAGGUUCAAAAAAAGUAUCACAAAGUGGGAAUUUUGUCAAAAUCAAUCCAAAAGGUUUAAGAGAAAAAGAAAAAGGUAAAAAGAAAAGCAAACUAGAGAAGCUGACCAGGGAAGUGGCUGAAAAUUCGUAUUUCCCAGCUCAUCGCCUGAAUAUAAAAAAUGUGGCAGCUGUAUGAAGGAUGGAAAGAGAUUCUGAAGAUCCAAAAGUUCCGGAGAAUUGUGUCCUAUACUGGAUUCUAUUGUUUCACUGCGCUCAUCACAUAUGCAUACACCAACAAUACGACUAGAGCGGGGCACUCAAGAGAUGACCAAUUCUAUGCUUCUUAUCCGGCUGGAACAGAGCUCCUUACUGACACAGCUAAGUUAUAUAAAGCAGCAUUGGGCAAUGUUUUUGAAGAGGAAGAAUGGGGACCAAUCGAAUGGUGCGUCCUGGCUAAACAUUUUGAACGACAAGGGAAAUCACCAUAUGCAUAUCAUUCUCAAUACAUGGCACACCUCGUUUCUCAUGGACAGCUAGAUGGAAGUGGCUAACGAGAGCGCAAUAGCAGCAAACACCUCCUUUACUGACGAGUCAACACCUCUCAUCUACAUCUUGAGCAACCUUAAAUCAAUGCUAGAAGUAAAUUUAUGCAGCUGCGGCUUUGUUAGUAACUUCUUACGUCCUGACAUUUAUUGGCUUUACGGAACACAUUUUAUACAAUCCAACGAUGCUGAAAAUGUUAUACUAACCUCUUAGUGUAAGCUUAUUUCAAAUCAAUAUGAUGAGUGGGGAGUGGGAGUAUUUGAAUAAAUACUCUUAAAUAAAAAUUCAUAUUAGCGAACAUUUUUGUAAUUGAAACUUCCACAAUUUGUGCUCCUUUUAUAAAUUGAGGGUGGUUAUUCCUAUAGUGUAUCAAUGUUAAAGUC
Nicotiana tabacum (common tobacco) is the source of this 1369-nucleotide messenger RNA. RefSeq lists its product as uncharacterized. The record is from RefSeq and is a predicted model, not a curated record. Lineage: Eukaryota; Viridiplantae; Streptophyta; Magnoliopsida; Solanales; Solanaceae.